Molecule: messenger RNA, 300 nt
Organism: Puccinia triticina
Lineage: Eukaryota; Fungi; Basidiomycota; Pucciniomycetes; Pucciniales; Pucciniaceae
Exons: 1
Coding region: 1-300 (99 amino acids)
Source: RefSeq, a predicted model, not a curated record
AUGGCCACCCCGCAACUAGGUUCUGCCACCUCUCCACCCCUGUCCCCAGUCCUCCCGAUCCCACCUGCUGAGAGCGGAUUAGGCCCCGACAAUCACGAUGUUUCGAUGGUCGAAGCCUCAGCUGAAGAAUCAGGGGCCGCAGAUCCUCAAGGGAGCACGGAGAAUUGCAGCUUUUCUGGCGACGACGGACAUACAACACCCAAACUCCCAUCAGCCGAAGUCAGUGACCCAGUCGGCAGCAAGACGUCUAGACUCGACGAAAUUCGGGUUCAGAUGAAAACUGCCCUGAGCGAACUCUGA